ACUACGAACUUAACCUCACUUAUUACCAUCUACUUCUCAUUCCUUCUCUUAGCUUUUUAAUUCACAAUCAUGGCAGUCUUCACAUUCGAGGAUGAAAUCACCUCCCCCCUGCCCCCCGCCAAGCUUUACAAUGCUAUGAAGGAUGCCGACUCCCUCACCCCUAAGAUUAUUGAUGACGUCAAGAGUGUUGAAAUCCUCGAGGGAAACGGCGGUCCUGGAACCAUCAAGAAACUCACCAUUCUCGAGGAUGGAGAAAUCAAGUUUAUCUUGCACAAAGUGGAGGCAAUAGAUGAGGCUAACUAUGCAUACAACUACAGCGUGGUUGGAGGAGUGGCGCUGCCUCCCACGGCGGAGAAGAUAACAUUUGAGACAAAGCUGGUUGAAGGACCCAACGGAGGAUCCAUUGGGAAGCUGAGUGUGAAGUUCCACUCGAAAGGAGAUGCAAAGCCAGAGGAGGAAGACAUGAAGAAGGGUAAGGCCAAGGGUGAAGCUCUCUUCAAGGCUAUUGAGGGUUACGUUUUGGCCAACCCUGCUCAAUAUUAGAACACUUUGCUCCAUCUUCAUAUGCACUUGUUUUCUUUUGAACAUGUUUGUGUGUGGGCAUGCUUCAAGUAAUUGGUUUUUUCUAUGUAAUAAGAAAAAUAAGUGUUGCUUUCUUUAUUUUUUUGCUGUAGCUUUGUCUGGGCUUCAUAUAUAUCAAUAAAAUUUAAUAUCAAAGAAAUUUGAAUGAUUA
Molecule: messenger RNA, 733 nt
Organism: Arachis stenosperma
Lineage: Eukaryota; Viridiplantae; Streptophyta; Magnoliopsida; Fabales; Fabaceae
Product: pathogenesis-related protein 2-like
Exons: 2
Coding region: 70-543 (157 amino acids)
Biological process (GO): defense response; abscisic acid-activated signaling pathway
Cellular component (GO): nucleus; cytoplasm
Molecular function (GO): abscisic acid binding; protein phosphatase inhibitor activity; signaling receptor activity
Source: RefSeq, a predicted model, not a curated record